Molecule: messenger RNA, 699 nt
Organism: Trichoplax adhaerens
Lineage: Eukaryota; Metazoa; Placozoa; Uniplacotomia; Trichoplacea; Trichoplacidae
Exons: 5
Coding region: 1-699 (232 amino acids)
Molecular function (GO): protein binding
Source: RefSeq, a predicted model, not a curated record
AUGGCAACUGAAAUUAUCAAAGCAGUCAUAUAUAAUGAUGCAGAAAAAAUACAGCAAUUCAUAACCAAUGAAGAAGGCGAGAUUAAUGGUGAAUUAUUGGAUAUUAGAGAUGAUGAAGGCAAAUCUCCAUUAGAUAUAGCAUGUAUGUUAGGUAAAGUUGACGUCAUUGAAGGCUUAAUAGCAAAUGGAGCAAAUAUGGAUAGCAUAUCGAGCCAAGGCAAUACUGCUAUGCAUAGAGCUGCAUCAUGGGGAAGGAUUGAAUGUCUAAAAAUCUUAGCCGAAAAGGGUGCAAACUUACAUUUAAAAAACCUGAAAGGAGAAUGCCCGCGUGAUAUAGCUAGACGUUAUGGACAUAGUGCGUGCUACGACUACUUAGUACGAGCAGCCAUACGAAGAAAUUAUAAGUACAAAAUGCUAGCGUAUAAUGAAACCCUAACAGAUCAUGACCUAAUCGCUGGAAAACUUAAUAAAGACGAUAGGAUACAAGCGGCAGCGUUAUUUAAAACAUUAACGGAAUGGUACGAGAGCAAUACAGAUCCUAUAAUUGCCGAAGUGCAGGAACAAACGAAAGUAUUGCUGGAAGGCGUACUUCCAUUUAUACGAAAACUAAUACCUGAGAAAGUAAAUAAGGAAUUACUGCAAGAAAUCAAGCAAUACGAGGAAGAUAGAGUUGCAGAACAAGUUUCUCAACAAUCUUAG